Molecule: messenger RNA, 2378 nt
Organism: Nothoprocta perdicaria
Lineage: Eukaryota; Metazoa; Chordata; Aves; Tinamiformes; Tinamidae
Gene: NLGN4X
Product: neuroligin 4 X-linked
Exons: 6
Biological process (GO): neuron cell-cell adhesion; modulation of chemical synaptic transmission; chemical synaptic transmission
Cellular component (GO): postsynaptic specialization membrane; synapse; cell surface
Molecular function (GO): neurexin family protein binding; signaling receptor activity
Source: RefSeq, a predicted model, not a curated record
GAUCAGUCUCUCUCCCCAUCUCUGUCUCUCUGCAUAGGCAAUCAGAGCUCGAACGCGCAGACCCAACUCUCUCUCUCGCACUGGCUGUAAUGAAUUUUCUGCCUGAAUGUAGGUCGCUUCCAACUGCAAGCACAAGUUUCCUUCCAAACCAGUGUUGUUGUUUUUCCUGUUGUUAUUUUUAAUUUUUUUUUCUUUUCUCUGUGGCCAUUGCAUUCCUUUGGAGCAGCAAAUCGCUUUGGAUUCCAAAAAGAAGAGCAGGAACCGUGUGUGAAUGAUUCUGGCUGUAAGAUACCCUGAGAGGAUUUCCUGGCGAUGUAAAAAAGACCCUUAUGUAUCUGCAGCUAUUGCAGUGUUAAGGCUGACUGUGUGGGCUGCAAUUCACUGGAAGGAGCUGUUGUGCUAAGGAAGUGGAGUAACUGUGCAUCUCUCCCUUCUCUAUUCCUUGGGAAGUGUUGUAUGUUAUCAGGAUUAAGCCAACACUGAAAUCUGGAAUGGGCCUGAGGGGAAAGCACUCCCUUGUUUCUUCUGACACUGGAAUUUGUCUACAGUCAGUCAACUGAGGCACCUGCCACUCAUCAACUUUUGUUUUUUUCCCUGCCUGAACAAGGUUACAUUUUCCCUCGUUUCAUCUUCUUUUAUUUAUUGAUUUUUUUUCCUUAACUGAUUAAUUUUCUCCUGGCUGUGGAAAAAAGAGCUUUUCUGAUGUUGAUUUAAAUAAUGUCGAAACCAAUGGGACUUCUAUGGCUGCCUUUGAUCUUCACUCCAAUCUGUGUCAUGUUGAAUUCUAAUUUCCUCCUGUGGAUAACUGCACUGGCUAUAAGAUUUACUCUCAUUGAUGGCCAAGCACAAUAUCCAGUUGUUACCACAAAUUAUGGCAAAAUACGUGGUUUAAGAACACCUUUGCCCAAUGAGAUCCUGGGUCCAGUGGAGCAGUAUCUGGGCGUUCCUUAUGCUUCCCCUCCAACUGGAGAAAGGCGAUUUCAGCCCCCAGAGCCACCGUCUUCUUGGACGGGUGUCCGUAACGCUACGCAGUUUGCUGCAGUGUGCCCUCAGUACCUGGAUGAGAGGUCUCUGCUCAAUGACAUGCUGCCAGUCUGGUUUACAGCCAAUUUGGAUACCGUGGUGACAUACGUUCAAGAUCAAAAUGAGGACUGCCUAUACCUGAAUAUCUAUGUGCCCACUGAGGAUGGAGCCAACACAAAGAAAAGCGCAGAUGAUAUAACCAGUAAUGAUCGUGGUGAAGAUGAAGACAUUCACGAUCAGAACAGCAAGAAACCAGUUAUGGUCUACAUCCAUGGUGGAUCUUACAUGGAGGGUACUGGCAACAUGAUUGAUGGGAGCAUUCUGGCAAGUUAUGGAAAUGUCAUUGUUGUCACCCUUAAUUACAGGCUGGGAGUUUUAGGUUUUCUGAGUACUGGGGAUCAAGCUGCAAAAGGCAAUUAUGGAUUGCUUGACCAAAUCCAGGCUUUGCGCUGGAUUGAAGAAAAUAUUGGAUCCUUUGGAGGCGACCCAAAAAGAGUUACUAUUUUUGGAUCUGGGGCAGGAGCUUCCUGUGUUAGUCUCCUGACACUUUCUCACUAUUCAGAAGGUUUGUUCCAAAAAGCAAUCAUACAGAGUGGAACAGCCCUGUCCAGCUGGGCAGUGAACUAUCAGCCUGCCAAGUACACUCGGAUAUUGGCAGAUAAAGUGGGCUGCGACAUGCUAGAUACUACUGAUUUGGUUGAAUGCCUUCGGAAUAAGAACUACAAAGAACUCAUUCAACAGACUAUCACUCCAGCCACAUACCACAUUGCCUUUGGGCCCGUGAUUGAUGGAGACGUGAUUCCAGAUGACCCUCAGAUUCUCAUGGAGCAAGGGGAAUUCCUAAACUAUGACAUAAUGCUGGGUGUCAAUCAAGGCGAAGGUUUAAAAUUUGUUGAUGGUAUUGUAGACAAUGAAGAUGGUGUUUCACCCAAUGACUUUGACUUUUCUGUCUCCAAUUUUGUGGACAAUCUAUAUGGUUAUCCAGAAGGGAAAGAUACUCUGCGAGAGACUAUUAAGUUCAUGUAUACUGACUGGGCAGACAAAGAAAACCCUGAAACAAGACGGAAGACCUUGGUAGCUCUUUUUACUGACCACCAGUGGGUUGCUCCUGCUGUGGCCACCGCUGACCUUCAUGCCCAAUAUGGAUCUCCAACAUAUUUCUAUGCAUUUUAUCAUCACUGCCAAAGUGAAAUGAAACCAAGCUGGGCUGAUUCAGCUCAUGGUGAUGAAGUCCCUUAUGUAUUUGGGAUUCCCAUGAUUGGUCCCACAGAGCUGUUCAACUGCAACUUUUCCAAGAAUGAUGUCAUGCUCAGUGCAGUAGUAAUGACGUACUGGACAAACUUCGCCAAAACUGG